Molecule: messenger RNA, 420 nt
Organism: Batrachochytrium dendrobatidis JAM81
Lineage: Eukaryota; Fungi; Chytridiomycota; Chytridiomycetes; Rhizophydiales
Exons: 2
Coding region: 1-420 (139 amino acids)
Source: RefSeq, a predicted model, not a curated record
AUGAGGUUUCAACAGGCAAUGCAAUUGGAAAAACAUCGGGCUGUUUUGGACGACCGGAGAGAAGAACAGGACAAGCUGUUUGUGCCUACUAGAGAAGACAUUCAUCAAAUCUACUCGCUCAACAAGGCAUGGCAUGAUCCACAGACUCUGUCACUACUACGCAUUCUCAGUCUAGUCAAGGAUAAAGUUCAUCAGAGAGUAGCCGUUACUACUGUAGCUGGAUCUACUAAUAGUCUUACAGUCCCAGCCACUGACAAUGCAACUCCUGCUUCAGCAAGUCAUCAUUAUCAUCAUCGACCCGCAGCUACAUUCUCAAUUCAUUCGUCUCCUCAUAGUGUUGCCAGUCAAAAUGGAAUGCCACAUUCGCUCACAGCUAACGACAAUAGAGAUGAGAGCGGGAGGAAACCCCAAAGGAAAUAA